This is a messenger RNA of Anguilla anguilla (European eel), 2950 nucleotides long. RefSeq names its product intraflagellar transport 52 homolog (Chlamydomonas) (gene ift52). Gene Ontology annotation, cellular component: cilium; intraciliary transport particle B; centriole. The coding region runs from base 350 to 1657 and encodes 435 amino acids. The transcript is spliced from 14 exons. The record is from RefSeq and is a predicted model, not a curated record. Gene Ontology annotation, biological process: intraciliary transport; cilium assembly. Lineage: Eukaryota; Metazoa; Chordata; Actinopteri; Anguilliformes; Anguillidae.
AAUGUAGUUAUUUUCUUAUUCGACCAGAAAUGUUUUUAUCAUUUACUGCAUACACACAAAGCGAAAUUAUUUUGGGCAUGUACAGUGAAAGCAAGCAAGCUAAAUAAACAACAAGGAAAUAUUCAAUUCUACUUUUUGCUAGCUAGCUAACUGCCGCUAGCUCAAACAUGUUGACAUAUUUUGCUAAAUAGCAGGUCUAUCAUAGAUUAUGUUGUCAAAUUAUGUUAUGUUGUCUAGUUCGCUAUGUAGGCUAGCAAUCCAUAAUAAUGCCUUCGUUCCAACCGAGUUGUUGCUGCAACGUUCGCUGAUUCACAUAACUUGAUUAAGACGAACUGUUGAUGAUUAAGGUAUGGAGAAAGAACAGCGCAACAUCGUAGCUAUCAACGCCUCCAAGAAGGAGCUGUUCACGGCCAAUAAUGGCUAUAAAUCGUUUCAGAAGAGACUAAGGGCGCAGUGGAAGAUUCAGAGCGUUAAAGAUGAGCUUUCCGUGGAGAAGCUUAAUGGUGUAAAACUGUGGAUCACCGCUGGGCCCAGAGAAAAAUUCACGGCUGCUGAGCUGGAAGUGUUGAAGCAGUACCUUGAUGGAGGAGGAGCUAUCCUGGUGAUGCUCGGUGAGGGAGGGGAGAUGAAGUACGACACCAACAUCAACUUCCUUCUUGAGGAGUUUGGCAUCAUGGUUAACAGUGAUGCUGUGGUGAGGAAUGUUUACUACAAAUAUUUCCAUCCAAAAGAAGCAUUAGUUUCCAAUGGUGUGUUAAACAGAGAGAUCAGCCGUGCUGCGGGCAAAGUGGUAACGGGAGUCAUUGAUGAUGAAAGUGCUGGGAACAAUGCACAGGCUUUGACCUUUGUGUACCCGUAUGGAGCAACCCUGAGCGUGAUCAAGCCUGCAGUGGCUGUACUGUCCACCGGCUCUGUGUGUUUCCCUCUCAACCGACCCGUCCUUGCCUUCUAUCAGGUCAAGGAGGGGGGGCGCCUGGCAGUGCUGGGUUCUUGCCACAUGUUCAGUGACCAGUAUCUGGACAAAGAAGAGAACAGCAAAAUAAUGGAUGUCGUCUUUCAGUGGCUUACGACGGAUAAUAUUCACCUGAACCAAAUAGAUGCAGAGGACCCUGAGAUCACAGACUACACCAUGCUACCAGAUACGGGUUGCCUCUCUGACCGGCUCCGAGUGUGUUUGCAGGAGAGGGAUGAGAACCCGCGAGACUUUACCUCUCUUUUUGAUACGUCGCUGCUCAAGCUGUCCACCGACUCAUUGCCUCAAGUCAUCAGCUCUUACAAGCAGCUGAAUGUCAAGCAUGAGCCACUGCAGCUGAUCCAGCCUCAGUUUGAGACACCACUACCUACAUUGCAGCCUGCAGUCUUUCAACCUGCCUUCAGGGACCUGCCCCCUCCCACACUUGACCUUUUCGACCUUGAUGAGACCUUCUCUUCUGAGAAAGUGAGGCUGGCACAGCUUUCCAACAAAUGCACUGACGAUGAUUUGGAGUUUUAUGUGAGGAAGUGCGGGGACAUCUUGGGCGUAACUGGGAAACUAGACAAGGAGCAGAGAAAUGCCAAACACAUCCUGGAGCACAUCUUCUUCCAGGUUGUGGAGUUCAAGAAACUCAAUCAGGAGCAUGACAUUGAUACAACAGAAGCUGGACUGUCUCCAUUCUAAAUAAAGCAAAGCAUUUCUUACCUUUCCAAUUGUAUAAAUGCGUUGACAAGGUUUGUACAUGGCAAAUCUAUUUGUGUGUAUAUAAACCAUGAGUACAUUGCACAUAUCAAAAUGUGCAAGAUUGCUCUUCAAUCUUGUUAGAAAUUGCUUGACAGUUUUUAUAUAUUGUAACCCCCUUUGCAUUGGAAACCAUUAAUAUCACUUGCUUUUUUAUGACACUUGAUAAGUGUUGUGAAUUUGUAAAUACUCUGAGUGAAAGGAGAAAUUUGUAUCCUUUUAAAGUCUCUUUACAAGUGAAUGUUUUGUCAUCAUGUUUAUGUUGAGUGUUUAUAAAGCAAAUUAAAAGUUGAAAUGUUCUGCACAAACACUUAUGAAUUGGUAGCUUUCAUCAGUAUAAAUUUUAUUUAAUAUCACCUACAAAACCCUUUCUCCAAUAGUGAGAUUUUCAUGCAAUGUGUACCCACUCCCAUGUUGUGCCACCUCCUGCAAAGUUAUUUUAGGGAACAUGUCUCAGGGAAAGGCUGAUAAACAGAUUAAACUUUGCUGUCAGACAUGGAACAAAGACAUUUCAGCUUAAGCAGGUACACUUGUCCAGCAUACACUUUACAGAUUGCUUUAGUCAGCUGGACAUUGAUAGAAUCAAUUAUGCUCAAGCAGCUUGCUCAAAGUGCAACAGCAGUACAUUACUCCAGAUUCAAAUCUGCACAGGUUACAGGUCAAACUGAACUGCCACUUACAGGAAAGCACAUUUUCAUGUUGUAGAAUACAAUUGACUGAUCACAACUGGCCCAAAUCAAUGAAGUAUACCAGUUACGUAACCAAUGGAAAUUUAUAUAUAUAUAUUUUUUUAAAAGGGAUCUUUUGUCAAGACCAAAAGGGUACAUUAUAUCCAAUGUCCUUGUGAAAUAUUAUCAAAUUCAAGGUCCAAGACACUCAAAAUGGAUAUGAAAAGUAUCAAAAUAAUUUGACAUGGUCAUAAACCUAUAUAUGAUCUUUGGAUGGGUUUACCCCUGCAUUUGAGGUGGUGUAUACUGCUGAACUCACCAGUGCAGGGCAUCAGCACUGUGGUCCUGUGUUAGCUGCCCAGGCUCAGGUCUUUGUUCUCAGCGUGAGGAGAGAGGAUGGAUGUGUGGUUUUGCCAGUGGUCAGAGGUAUUGAUCGAGGAUGUCUGGCUUAACGCCAGGAGAGGGGGCUCCCUCCAGGGCCUGUGAGAUUCAGUGCAUAUGCUGGCCUGCAGGGCAGUGCCAGACCGGAUCAGGGAGGAAACCUCACCCAGGGAAAGGAACUCAGACU